UUUGCUUUAAACUUCCCGAAAGAGUCUUUAUUCGUGCACCUCUGUGCGCUUGUGUUUACGUCUGAGAGUUCUAGGUUGUAAUUUAGUAGGUUUGGUAAUUAGGCGUUAAUAGUAUUUGCAAAGUACAUGCAUGCGUCAGUCAUAAGACUGGACUUUAAUUGCAAUGAACUUGGUUUAGACGAAUGCGCAAUAAUACAAAUAAAUUGGAGGAAAAUACAGUAUGUAGUAUAGAUGUAGAGGUUAUAUUCUGUCAAAGCAAAUGUGGAAUUUACGAUGUGGGUGUUUUUGCCGUAGAAAUAGUCAUAUAAGAAAAGGCGUUUGGUGUACUCUGAAUAGGAGCUGUUACUGAGUAUGAUGUCAUUAAUUUGAGUGCUGUACCCGAGAUUCCAUAAAAGUUCAUUUUCUCCAGGAGUACAUUGUGGUUGACACAAUCGAAAGCCUUUUAUCAUCAAAAUGUCUCUCUACGAUGAUAUGGAUGCCAUCAAACAGAAGUCGGAGCAGGUGGCUGGUUGGUCAUCUGGCAUCAAGCUCCUGCAAUCACAGCUGCAGCUGAAGAAGGCUGUACAAACGCAGCCAAAACGGGAAGCCAUGCGAAAGUCUGGUGUGACACUGGCCCCUGUGAUAGAUCUGAAGUCCAAGAAAGAUGAUGAGGAUUCAAGCUCAAAUUCCAGCUUUGGGAAUUACAAUUUAGGAAAGGAUGCACGAGGGAUCCCCAGAGAUACAGAAUGGAACUUUGAAGGAGAGUAUGAUCCCAUGUGGCCCAAUGACUAUGAGAAGGUUGUUAAAGACCUGAGGGAGAUUCGUGAUCGGGAGAAAGAGAAAGAAGAAGAGGAAAAGCGACGGAAGAACCGGGAGGACCGUGAUCGACGAGUUCGAGAUAGGUUUGAUGGCAGUGAUGAACGCCGUAAAUCUGGUUUUCCGGGCCGCAAGGAUUCAGAUGAGGAAGAGGAGGAAGAGAAGCCAGCGGCCAGGGUAGGGGGUGUGGCCAUAGCUCCUCCUCCCUCACUCCAAGAACCCACACCUGCCAGUGAGAGUCCUCGGCCAUCUGCUUCUCCUGUGUCUGGAGAGAAGUAUGGUCUUUCUUUUGGAGGUUCAGUGGCAGCGAAGAUUAUGGCAAAAUAUGGCUUCAAGGAAGGUCAGGGCUUGGGAAAGCAAGAGCAGGGUAUAUCCAUGGCACUGCAGGUCGAGAAGACCAGCAAACGUGGCGGUCGCAUCAUAAGUGAAAAGGAGAUUAUGCCUCCACCACCUGUAACAUCACCAGGCUCAUGCUCACCCAAUGCCUCACAACAGCAGAGCACUGGUGCCCAGCUCAAACCAGAACCAACCAUCACAGAAAUCAUGCGCAGCCCAUCUAAGGUUGUGUUACUUCGUAAUAUGGUUGGUCCUGGGGAGGUGGAUGAUGAUUUAGAACCAGAAGUGAAGGACGAGUGCAACACAAAAUAUGGAGAAGUAGUGCGGGUUGUGAUAUUUGAGCAACCUAAUGUGCCUAGUGAUGAAGCUGUUCGUAUCUUUGUUGAAUUCCGUCGCAUUGAAUCAGCUAUCAAAGCUGUAGUGGAUCUCAAUGGGCGCUUUUUUGGUGGACGUCAGGUGAAAGCAGGCUUUUACAGCUGGGAGAAGCUGAAUAACUUAGAGUUACUAGAUUAAUUCAUUACAGACCGAACUGUUUUAUAUAUAUAUAUUGAGAGAUACAAGUGACUGUGUAUAUGUUUAUAUGGUUGUCCCUGUUCAGAUACUUUACUAGUGAGAAUCUCACUAGGUCAAGUUCUUUAUCACUCUUUAUUGAAGUGAUGAUUUUUAUCACAUGUGAUGUUGCCAGUGGUGAUCCUGGUCAUAAGUAUGGAGACAGUGGUGACUGAACUUCAUCAAACUCUAUUCAGCGUAGCUGUGGGAGAUGAAAUAAAAGUGAUGUUGCAGGAUCCGUGGUUGUAUCUAAAGGAUCUCGCUAGGCUUUGUGACUUUAUAUGGUAUCUUAUAUUAUUUCUGUUUCAUCUCUUAUUCACACACAAGUUCUAUACAAAAAUAUGCAACUAUUUUCAUGGCAUUUAUUUUUUAAGCAAUAAGUGUACAGCUAUGAAAAACAUAUUGGGGCCCUGAAAAUAUUUGUUUUCCUGCAUACCAUUCUUGUGGAUCUGAGCAGCCAUCUUCCUUGCUACCUGUCUGGAUAACUGAAUCAGUUCCUCUGGCUACACACUUCAACCCUCAAGAUGGAGGCACUAUGUCAAAAUCUUCAGUAUCUGCCUAUGAAACUACAUGGUGUCACAAUGCAAAAAACCUCAGUCUGAAUUGUGGAGUGUUAAUGCCAAAACUUCAGAACCAUUGAUUGUAAAUUAAAAUUAUGUAUACUGUAUUAAAUUCAAGGCAUGCAGUCGGAAUCAAAUAAUUUCAAUAAAACUUAAAGAGGCAAUUUUUAUACAUGUUGGGUUUUUGGAGUCUAGCGCUCAAAGGCCUACUGAUGCUGUUUUAAGUCCACAAAACAUAUAAUUUUGACUGCAAUGGAAAGAUAAUCAUCAGUGGGGAAGAGGUGAGAAUUUGUAAGUUGAUGUUUUUCAAAGCUCUGUUACUGCAAGAACUCCUUGUUAUAGGUGAAUUAAAAGAAUUUGAUUUAAUUUUAA
Molecule: messenger RNA, 2612 nt
Organism: Cryptotermes secundus
Lineage: Eukaryota; Metazoa; Arthropoda; Insecta; Blattodea; Kalotermitidae
Gene: Spf45
Product: splicing factor 45
Exons: 10
Coding region: 454-1644 (396 amino acids)
Biological process (GO): alternative mRNA splicing, via spliceosome; mRNA cis splicing, via spliceosome
Cellular component (GO): precatalytic spliceosome
Molecular function (GO): RNA binding
Source: RefSeq, a predicted model, not a curated record